AUGUCUCAAGACGUUGACAAGAACAAUAUCUUGCACUUGGCAGGAAAUUUGGCACCCAAAAGUCAACUAAACCGCAUUCCUGGUGCUGCUAUACAGAUGCAACAUGAGUUACAAUGGUACAAGGAAGUGGAGAAACUUGUGCCGCCUAAUUACAAAGAGGAAAAAAAUUCUAAAGGAGAAACUCCACGAAUGGCAUUUUUGGAAGAACAUAAAAGACUUGUCAAAGAAGGUGAGAAAUGGAUGAAAGGUUCUGCAACCUCAUUCUCACUUGCUGCAGCACUCUUUGCCACGAUAGUAUUUGCAGCAGCCAUCACAGUACCAGGUGACUACAGUUAUGAGGGUGAACCAAAUUUUCGCAAACGGAAAACCUUCAAGAUAUUUGCCGUUUCAGAUUCAUUUUCUCUGUUCUCAUCAGUUGCUGCCAUCAUAAUAUUUUUGUCCGUCCUCACUGCGCGGUAUUCCGAACAUGAUUUUCUUUACUCUGUUCCAACAAAGUUUAUGUGGGGUCUUGUUAUGUUGUUCCUCUCUCAAACAGCGCUCAUGGUAGCCCUUUGUUCCACUGUUUAUCUGGUGUUUGGUGACAGAAAUCGUGGGUUCCUUUAUUUAGUGUGUGCAUCAGCUUUAGUGCCUCUGUUCUUGUUUUUGUCUUGGCAGUAUCCCCUCCUACGUGACUUGCUUUUUUCCACAUACGGCCCCGAAAUUUCCCGCUUGAUAAGAAGAUGUCUUCUAGGCAUUUCCGAAAAGCUAAGAGCGUGUUACGAGAAAAGUAAGAAAAUAAUAUUGAAAUUAGUCUCUUGA
Messenger RNA from Pistacia vera, 798 nucleotides. RefSeq names its product ankyrin repeat-containing protein NPR4-like. The record is from RefSeq and is a predicted model, not a curated record. Bases 1 to 798 code for a protein of 265 amino acids. The transcript is spliced from 2 exons. Lineage: Eukaryota; Viridiplantae; Streptophyta; Magnoliopsida; Sapindales; Anacardiaceae.